AUCUUCAGCAGUCUAGCGGUUCUCUUGUACACUGAGGAACAAGCCAAUCACAGAGUAAAACAUGAAUUAUUUCGUCAACGUCAUUUUUUUCGCAGCUAUCGCCAUUAUCAGCGUAGAGAGCGCCAUAACUGAUAACUCCAAACAAGCUAUGGUAUCUUCAUCAUACGGCGGAGGAUAUGGUGGUAGCUCUUCACCAUCCUACUCGGCCCCAGCUCCUGCGCCAGCGCCUUCAUAUGGUGGUUCUUCAUCAUCAUCGUACUCUGCACCGGCUCCAGCGUCAGCUCCCUCAUAUGGCAGCUCUGCUCCUUCAUACUCGGCACCAGCACCUGCACCAUCAUAUGGUAGUUCUGCACCAUCAUACUCAGCGCCAGCACCCGCGCCAGCUCCAUCAUAUGGUGGCUCAGCUCCAUCCUACUCAGCACCUGCUCCAGCGCCGUCAUAUGGAAGUUCUUCACCAUCAUAUUCUGCACCAGCAGCUCCUGCGCCAUCCUACUCAGCACCAGCACCUGCACCAUCCUAUUCGGCACCAGCAGCUGCAGCGCCAUCUUAUGCGGCCCCAGCCCCAGCUGCUGUAGCAUACGCUCCACCUGCACCAGCAUCGGCUCCAUCUUAUCCUGCACCACCAUGCCCUAAAAACUAUAUUUUCAGCUGCCAACCCUCUCUAUCGCCUGUGGCUUGCAGCGCCCCCAGUAGCAGCGGUGGAUACGGUUCAGCGGCCGCUUAUUCCCAAUAUGUGCCAUCACCUUCCCCAAAGCCUGCGAAACAAUACGCUAUGCCCAGCUACGCUCCUAAGCCCAGCUACGCUCCAAAGCCCAGCUAUGCAGCAAAUACCCCUGAGAAAUCAUCUUGUAUGGCAGUAUUAGGUCAACCUCUCAGAUGGUAAUGAGGACAACACUACUUACACACCCCAAAAAGGAAACAAAUCUCUGACCAGGCAAGAUAAUAUAUUACAAAUUGGACUUCUGUAGAUUUAUUGUGCUUGUACUGCUCUUUACAAUGAAAAUACAUGUAUAAAAAAAACCUAAA
Messenger RNA from Bactrocera neohumeralis, 1026 nucleotides. RefSeq lists its product as uncharacterized. Bases 62 to 883 code for a protein of 273 amino acids. The record is from RefSeq and is a predicted model, not a curated record. NCBI's taxonomy places the organism in Eukaryota, Metazoa, Arthropoda, Insecta, Diptera, Tephritidae. The transcript has 2 exons.